AUGUGACGUUAUGCACCUCGAGUUCCCUUGUGGACGACAAUGCUUCAACUCCACCGCAUGAUCGAUUGCCAGGACACGACAGGAAUACGGACGUAUAGAGACAACAUGACACAGGCACCACAACCUCGGGAUGCAAAGGUCAUCUCCUUGAUCUUACAAUCACUCUCUGUCGAGGAUGCAGAGCAAAAAGUUAUUCAUCAACUGCUCGAGUUUGCACAUCGCUACACAACGGACGUUUUCCAGGACGCAUUACUGUAUUCUGAGCACGCCGGCAGGACCGAAGUAGGACUCGACGAUGUGAAACUCGCGAUCCAGGGUCGUGUCAACCACUCCUUCACCUCACCACCACCCAAAGAGUUUCUUCUCGAGCUUGCAGAGGAAAAGAACAAGGUCCCUUUGCCCUUAAUCCCCGAAAAGUACGGCAUCCGUCUCCCUCAUGAGCGGCAUUGUCUAACCACUGUCAACUUCCAGCUCAUUCCUGAGGUACGGCUCCACUAGCUUCGGCUUUUUCGAAUCUCUUUGCGCCUGUGCUGUGUCCAACAUUGGACUAUGCCGUUGCUAUAUAGUAUAUGUGAUAACAGUUGUCAUCUUGAGGGGGGGUUUUUUUUUAUACACUUCAGCUUCCACCGCCAGGUACCCACCACAAUUCACUAUCGCAAUCGACAAACGCCAUGGAUAUAUCUAUAUCAUCGUCAGGAGCAAUAGGAUCACAAUCGACCGAUACAGGAGCACCAUCAUUGUUCAAGGUCAAGGAUGAGGACGAGGAUUCGGACGAGGAGAUGAAGGAGGUCUCGGAGGAACCGCUUUCACAGAACCAACAGAAUAUGGUGAACCAUGACCUCUGGAAACGCAAGCGGGUAGACGAGGAGGAGAACUAUGACGACGAGUAGCUUGACAAUCGAUAGGCUGCUGUCUAUCGGCCAUCAUCGGUCGAAUAAACGGAAUGGAAAUGUAUAAUACCAAACACGA
Messenger RNA from Gamsiella multidivaricata, 969 nucleotides. RefSeq names its product transcription initiation factor TAFII31. The record is from RefSeq and is a predicted model, not a curated record. Gene Ontology annotation, biological process: DNA-templated transcription initiation; RNA polymerase II preinitiation complex assembly. NCBI's taxonomy places the organism in Eukaryota, Fungi, Mortierellomycota, Mortierellomycetes, Mortierellales, Mortierellaceae. Gene Ontology annotation, cellular component: transcription factor TFIID complex; SAGA complex. The coding region runs from base 40 to 498 and encodes 152 amino acids. Gene Ontology annotation, molecular function: protein heterodimerization activity; RNA polymerase II general transcription initiation factor activity; transcription coactivator activity. The transcript has 4 exons.